Messenger RNA from Cydia pomonella (codling moth), 4397 nucleotides. It is a transcript of the gene SK, whose product is annotated as small conductance calcium-activated potassium channel protein. The transcript has 19 exons. The coding region runs from base 924 to 3527 and encodes 867 amino acids. Lineage: Eukaryota; Metazoa; Arthropoda; Insecta; Lepidoptera; Tortricidae. The record is from RefSeq and is a predicted model, not a curated record. Gene Ontology annotation, molecular function: small conductance calcium-activated potassium channel activity; calmodulin binding. Gene Ontology annotation, cellular component: neuron projection; neuronal cell body; plasma membrane. Gene Ontology annotation, biological process: potassium ion transmembrane transport.
CUUGGCAGCUAGGUAGCAACAGCGAAAUUCAUGCCAUCCUGCUUUUACCCGUGGAAAGGUGAAGCGGUUCUGUGCUUUCAGAAUAUGGAGUACCGGUUCCAGAAAUGCAUGAAAAGGUUUCAGUAUGUUCAGUCGGUCCGCGAUCGUGCGGCAGGGCGGACGUAUGCUAAUGCCGCCCAGAGUUGCCGCGAAAUAUUUGAAACAUUGCCGCUUUUAUGGAUGUGUAAAUAUUUUUUGAACUUAUCGAAGCUAACAUAAGCGAGUGCUAUUAAAACUAUAAUUUUAUGAGUAUCAGUCCAGACAUCAAUAACCCUGUAAUCGAUUGAACUGUAAUUAAAUUUUGUUAUUAUCGUCACAGACGUACGUUUUAUAAUUAGUGAAUGUGUAUGAUGGAUGUGUGUUUAUGUGUGUUUUUACUUUUAUCAACUAUGUAGGUAGAAUACUUUACCUUUCAACCUAAUAGCCAAAAACUUUAGAAGUUAUUUAUCUAUACCCGUAACUAAGUGAACCAAUGUAGAUAUAAACCCGUCGGUCCAAACUAAGUGACUUAAAAACCACUGAUAUCAUAACUAUAUCAACCAACGUAUUCAUAUCUAGAACCCAAAUCUCCAAAAAAAACUGUAAAUAUAUCUAUUUUCGGGAGAGAAAAUCGAUCUGGCGCGCGGACCAAACUUUGUCUUGAUGUAAUUAUAUCUUGUUAGUGUAAAAAGUGUAGACUAUGACUAGUGAUUAGUGAACAUUUUGUGGUUAUUAGUGAAAUUUAGUAUCUGUACAGCAAUUUUCACGCCUCAAACUUAAUUCAAGUUUCAAGCGGCCUCAACGAAAUUCUAUCGAUUUCAACUAGACGUUACCAAGUUGAACUUCAGGAGUCAUUUACAAUAAGCCGCAAAACAAUCACCAAGACCUAAGCUGUAUUCGACAAAAUGUCGGUUCCAACAACCGACAGCACUGAAGCCAUCACAAACUCCGGUUACGGCAGCAGCGAUGAGACAGCCAGCUUAUUGGUCUCCGGCCCCUCCGUUACCGUCAUCGUCCCUUCGGAGAACAGAACCGCCAAACCCGUACUACAGCGACAAGACUGCACCACUCAUCUACGACCACAGCUGUCCGGCGGUCCCGGUAGUGAGGAAUCCGGAACAUCCAUAAGAAUGGAAGAAGGAGCCGCUAGAAGCGUGCCAGACAUAGAACUUCAAUGUAGAGACCAAGCUUCAGACCGCCCGCAGACACUGGUGUCUCCCAUAGCAACCUGCUCGCAUAGGGGGUCGGUGACCGCCUGCCAGUUAGUGCCACACACGUACGCUAGAUGUCGCGUUUGUGAGCGGAGACAAUCUACAGCGCCUAUGUCAGCGCUACAGCUAGCGCGAUCUGUGUCACGAGAAAGCGUUCGCUCAGGGCUGCACUACCCUUGCGGUUGCAACACGCUUCACGCUGUCAGCACUUGUCCGGUCAUACAUCCGCCAGCCUUAUUGAUACCGGCAACAAGUACUAGAAUCAUUCGGCAGAGCUCCCAGCCUGAGUCUAGCGCAUGCGCGGCGCACUGUCCUCACCACGCCCACCACCACCCCAGCGCCUCGCUGCGGCAGCUAAGGGAACCCGGUGACGGCAUAGCUGGCAUCGCAGCAGACUCUCUCCGAAUUAAUGGAGGGAUGCGACCCUUCAAACAGGGCCUGCUACUAUGUCCACAAACCCUGUCGCAGACUCGACGGGCGCGCUUGCGACGCGCGUUCACUGAAGCGACCGGCGACACGGUUACCUACGUUAGAACGGCCUGUACAGUAACUCGGGAUCAAACAGCACAGCUGCGAAAGCCGGUGUCGACGCUCUCGAUCCCCGGCGCGAUGAAGGCGUACUCCGGAGGGCGGGACGCGUCCACCGAGGAGGCCGGGGUGGCGCUCGUUGGCGUGCAUAGCGAGUACCCUCGCUUCGGCGAGGAGCGAGCGCUCGGCGGCGGCACCUACAAGGGCGGGGGGGCAGCUAAGCACAAACCUAACAUAGGAUAUAGAUUAGGUAGGCGAAAGGCGUUAUUCGAAAAACGAAAACGAAUAAGUGACUACGCACUAGUGAUGGGGAUGUUCGGUAUUAUAAUUAUGGUUAUAGAAAAUGAACUCUCAAGUGCCGGUGUUUAUACAAAGGCAUCAAUAUAUUCGCAGGCGUUAAAGACGCUUAUAUCAAUGUCAACUGUGAUCUUACUUGGCCUAAUCGUCGCGUAUCACGCUUUAGAAGUACAGUUAUUUAUGAUAGACAACUGCGCUGACGACUGGCGAAUAGCAAUGACGUGGCAGCGGAUAGCGCAGAUUGCACUAGAACUAGCCAUUUGUGCCGUCCACCCAAUCCCUGGCCAGUACACAUUCACAUGGACUACCAAACUGGCCAACAAAGGAGGCGUUAUAGGCGUUGAAGUUUUUCCUAAAAUUGGUACCUACGUACCCUACGACGUCACACUGUCGCUACCUAUGUUCUUUCGGCUAUAUCUAAUAUGCAGGGUUAUGCUUCUUCAUAGUAAAUUAUUUACGGAUGCUUCGUCGCGAAGUAUAGGAGCCUUAAACAGAAUUAAUUUUAACACAAGGUUUGUCUUGAAGACACUUAUGACCAUUUGCCCCGGAACGGUGUUACUAGUUUUUAUGGUUUCCCUUUGGAUAAUUGCAAGCUGGACGUUAAGACAAUGUGAAAGGUUUCACGAUGAAGAACACGCUAAUCUACUGAAUGCAAUGUGGCUUAUUGCAAUUACGUUUCUCUCCGUCGGUUUUGGUGACAUUGUGCCAAACACGUAUUGCGGCAGAGGUAUUGCUGUUAGCACCGGCAUUAUGGGGGCUGGAUGUACAGCAUUAUUAGUGACCGUUGCUUCAAGAAAGUUAGAGUUAACUAGAGCGGAGAAACAUGUGCAUAACUUCAUGAUGGAAACUCAACUGACAAAAAAGUUAAAAAAUGCAGCAGCCAACGUGCUACGAGAAACGUGGUUAAUAUAUAAACAUACAAGACUGGUCAAAAGAGUUCAUCCAGGUCGAGUCCGAACUCACCAGAGGAAGUUUUUGUUAGCCAUAUAUGCAUUACGAAAAGUUAAAAUGGAUCAAAGAAAGUUGAUGGAUAAUGCCAACACAAUAACAGACAUGGCAAAGGACCCCUUUCUUUUGCAGACCCAAAAUACUGUUUACGAAAUAGUAUCCGAUAUGAGCACCAGACAAGAUAGUAUAGAAGAAAGACUAACCAGCUUAGAAGAAAAACUUACCGCCUUACAGGAACAAGUAAACAGCCUACCAGAUGUGGUGGCCAGGUGUUUGCAGCAGUGCUGGGAGCGGGCAGAGUCUCGCAAAAACUACCUGCAUCCAGACACUGCUGCGGCACCUACCCCACCCGCUAGCGUCAUAACUCCUCACGCCAGAACAUUAACGACAGCAACACAUCCCUGGCCACCAAGCCCAAUCCUGCCGGCAGUCAGGACCCAUUCAGCCCCGGAGAGUACCGUAGCCCACUCUCCCGCGCCGACCAGCCCAGCGACUCACGCAGCUCGGCCUCCGCUACCCAGCUGAGUACCGCCUUCCAACUCCGAACUGUUGUGCUGAACUCGUCAAAACUCGGCGCCCCUCCUCUGACCCCCCUUGAUAUAACUACGACCAGAUAAUGGCGAAAGAAAGAUAUCGUAGACCUCGAAAAUAUAAUGACGUCAGUUAUUGUCCUGAUUAAAACAAUUCAGUUUUAUCCACUUUAAAAUCAUUUGGUGCUAACUUAUUCUUUUCACUCCGCGUUAAUAUAUCAGCACUUUACAUUGUUAACUACUUAAUGAUCUGAAUUUUAUCAAGCACGUUAUCAUUAAUAAGUAGACCAAACUAGAAACCAGCACACGAACUUAAACACAUGAACAUUAAUAAUAGAUAAGCUUCAAAAUAAUCCUAUGACGAGAAAUUUUUCGCAAAUAAUAUUUCAAGUCUAUUGAUAUGAUUCUAUCGCCAAUAGACCACGUCUCGGAGCGAGAAAAGGUCAGCCGUAGUUUUUCGCUGUUCCCAAAAAGUUUCGGAUGUGUGGGACUGUUUUCUAAUAGGUAUUGCUUAGAUAGUGAAAAGAAAUUAGCCAGAAAGGACUUGCAGUUGUGAUUAUACAAAAAUGCUUUAUCGAUACGCGCUUUAGAGUACGUUAGAAUAUAUUUUGAAUACAUUAUCAAGAUAGAUAUAGGUUAGUUUACUUACCAACACGUCUGUUCACGUUUUACCCUUUGUUUCAAGAACCAAUCCACACUGUAUUGACUGCAUCUAUUUUUUUUGUAAAUAGGUUAAGUAUGACAAAGAAUCAUCAGGCUUGCAAUUAAUCUCCAUAAAUAUAUUUUAUCUUUAAUUACGACAAAAAGGAUUUUAUAUGCAUAAUGUUGUAGGUUAUCAAAAAUAUUUUGAAAUAGCUGCUUAGUA